UUAAGCAUGGGAAGAAUAGUUGCAACAAUCACAAUAACAAAUUGACAAAUUACAACAACAAAACAAGAAUAGUUGCAACAAUCAGUUGAGUUUCUUUGACCUGUGGCUGUAAAAGAACUACUGUCAAGAUACCCUGACUGGAUUGAAGUCCAAAGACCCAAAAUGGCCGAAAGUAAAGCCACUAGUGUGCUGAGCUGGGAUCAAGUGAGCAGUUUGAAUGAUGUCCUCACUGAGGUGGUCCUCAUUCACGGCCGUGGAAAUUUUCCAACAUUAGAGGUCAGACUCAAAGAUGUGGUUAAGACUGUAAGGACCAGGCUGUUUGAAAGUGGAAUUCUAGUACGGGAUGUCCGUCUUAAUGGGUCAGCAGCUAGCCAUGUCCUAGUAAAGAAUAAUGGCUUGAACUACAAAGAUUUGGACUUAAUUUUUGGGGUUGAUCUACCAGGGGAAACUGAAUUCCAGUUGGUAAAAGAUGUGGUGCUGGGUUGUCUGUUGGAGUUCCUUCCGGAAGGAGUCAACAAAGAAAAAAUCACACCCCUUACACUCAAAGAGGUCUAUGUGCAAAAAAUGGUGAAAGUCUGCACAGAUACAGAUCGCUGGAGCUUGAUCUCCCUUUCCAACAAUAAUGGCAAGAACGUGGAGUUGAAAUUUGUGGACUCCCUCCGCCGACAGUUUGAGUUUAGUGUUGAUUCCUUCCAGAUCAUCUUGGAUUCUCUCUUAUUUUAUUAUGAUUACUCUGAGAACCCAAUGAGUGAGCACUUCCAUCCAACAGUAAUUGGGGAAAGUGUAUACGGGGACUUUGAGGAAGCAUUAGGUCACCUCAGGAAUACACUGAUUGCAACCAAGACUCCAGAAGAAAUCAGAGGAGGAGGACUGCUUAAAUACUGCAAUCUUCUGGUAAGAGAAUUCAAACCAGCCAGUGAAGAAGUAAUUAAAUCCUUAGAGCGGUACAUGUGCUCUCGUUUCUUUAUUGAUUUCCCAGACAUCACUGAACAACAGAGAAAGCUAGAAGUCUACCUGCAGAACCAUUUCAUCGGGGAGGAGAAAAGCAAAUACGAUUACCUGAUGAUCUUGAGGAAUGUUGUGAAUGAGAGCACUGUUUGUUUGAUGGGACAUGAAAGGCGCCAAACUCUCAACCUAAUCAGCCUCUUAGCUCUCAAGGUGCUAGCAGAGCAAAACAUCAUCCCUAAUGUCACCAAUGUCACUUGUUAUUAUCAGCCUGCUCCAUAUGUCAGUGAUGCAAACUUUAGCAACUACUAUGUAGCGCACACUGCCACCUCAUACCAACAAUCGUAUCCUACCUGGCUUCCCUGCAACUAAUAAGUAAUGCUAUGUUCACAGUUGACUUGUGUGCAGAUUGAUGCAGCUCAGCUCACCAUUGUGGCUUCUUUCAUUCACGUUAGCUGAGAAGGGAGCAAACCCUAUGGCUGUUGUAAAUGUUGCACGUAUUAAACUGCAAUGAGAAUACAAGGAUAAUAUGCACACUAAUUUUUGCUAUAGGAAAAUCCAAAAAAAGUCACUAAUGAUGGAUGGUACAUAAAUUUUAGGAUUAACAACAAUGCUAUCAAAAGUCCUGAUAGUACACUGUGUCGUAGUGUUCUGGAAAUGUAACUUUGACUUUUCUGUAAAGGGUUAUCUAUCCUCACACUGUGUACUAGGAACAAUUGUUAAUUUUCGAGCAAAAAUACAAAUAAGAAUUCACAAUAAUUCAGUUUAAAGAAGUAACUAAUUAGAUAAUUUUGCAAAUAGAAAUAUAGGGGUUGCACAGUGACUUUUUUAAAUGAGACACAAUUAGAAACCUGUAGUUUAUAGUUCACACUUCAAAUUGUAAGUUGCUCCUGUAGUGACUCAGUAGGGGGAAGGUGGUGGGUGUGAAGAAAGAACUGGUGUGCUUGUGUAUAAAGCUGCAAAGGUCCACUACACAUCUGCAAAACAAGUUUACAGACAAGCAGGCCACAUAGUUGCUUUGUGUGACAAUGACGGGCCAUUAGUAUACCAAGAAAUGUAAAUGAGUAAUCUGGAAAUUUCUACCUCGUGAAUAAAUGACAGUUAAUUGAUGUUUGAAGGUAAAUCUACAUUUGCAAAAACAUUUUAGAAAAUUCAGAACUGGUUAGUUCCUGGUUUUGUACAAGUGCUACUGCUCAGGAAAAUGAGCUGAGAGUGAUCUUAAAAGAUUAGUUGCACACUAUCCUAAGUUAGUUGCUGUUACAGUAAAGCCUUCUGUAGAGUGAGCUGCAAUGUUGAAUUAUUUUGCAGAAAAUAUGCUAUACUUUUGCUUCUGCAUCAUAAUGGUGUAUAAAUACUCUUUCAUGGCUGCUGCAUCAGCCUUUUAAUCUAAACCACAUUCCCAGGCAAUGGAAGUUUGUGCUGAAAGUAUUGUACUCUCUCAAAACACAGCUUUACUGGGUUGGAGGAAAGUCUAAAUCUAACAAGUGUCAAUUUUUAAACUGUGUCCUUUACCACUCCAGUAAGUGCGCUGGAGUAAGAAGAGAGUGUAAUUUGAAUUUGCUGCAUUCUAAGCUGGCCAAUAUGUGGCAGGCUGACUGUCAAAUGCGUAGUUCAUGGUGUGAAAGAAAUGCAAAUUUUGGUAAGUUCCAGGUGCAGAAACUCAAGUGUUUGUACGGUAAUGCUAAGCUUUGCCUGAAUUUAGUGAAUUGAGUAUCUUGUGUUCUGAGCUAAAAUAUAGAAGACUUCCAAUAUUAAAGCACAGUGAGGUGAUGUGUGAUUUGAAAUUUUUAUUCACAUUUUGCUCUGAACCAGACUGCUUCAUCCUUCAAUUUGAGUGCAGUUUGUGAAUAGAUAGAACUCUGCAAUUGGAACAGAAUGAAGAACAUUUCCUGAAACACCUCACAGGCCUGGAAAUUCAAACUUGAUAUUUGAGCUGAUUUGUAAAAUACUGUAAGAGAAAGCAGGCAGGAACAGCUUAAAUUGAAUUUAUCCAGGGGAAUGUCAAUAAUGAAGUUCAUCAAAUAACUUGUUUCCAUUUAACAUUUGAAUUAAUGCUAACACCAGGAAAGAAUUUAUGGAGUAACUCCUGUCAUUUAAAUAAACAAAAACACAGUGUACUAUUGGUGAGGCCUUUUUGGUUGAGAUUUCAUUAUGCAAAGUGUUAAUAAAUGCAGUCGAUCUAGGAUGCGUACUGGUCCAGCACACAUUCCAGUUCAGUGUGAACAUAGUAUUGCUGUAUUUAAGUGCAGGGGACAUUUGAAAAUUGCAACUUUAAUAAAUUGUAUACUGAAUUUCAAAACACCAGCUUUGAAUUAUAUAGAAUUGAAAGUAGCAGAGUAUAACUUUGCUAGUGUAAAGUCUUUAUUUUUGACACACCUCCUUUUGAACACUUUUUUGUGUAUGGUUUCGUUAAAGAAUACUGGGAAGAGGGUGUGAGGAAUAGAACUUGCGUAUCUUUUUGAAAGCUGGUUACUGCGAUUUAAAACAAAUUUGGUGUUGAACAAAUCCUUGCUGCACAGUCAUAGUCAGAUUCAGAUGAGUUCAAUGAAUCCCGAUCAGAAUUGUGCGUGAAAGUCAGUCUGUUGCCCAGUGUGUCUUGAAACUAUUUUAUCAAGUGAAAUGCAGAAAUAAGUUUUCAAGUUGUACAUUAAACCUUUUUAUUGCACAAAGAACUCUCUCUAUAGUGUUGAUUUCUAUUGCAGUGUGACUCUCUUCUACAGGCAGUGGCAAACUUAAUAUAUUGCACAAUUCGGUGAGAUUUUCUAGUCUGGAUGAUAUUGAACUGUUCAACCAUUGCAUACGGUAUCACAGUUGCACUUGGUUCUGUUCUCAAAUAGACACCCAAAUAUGCAUUUUCUGGCAGAGUCACAAGGUAGUGACAUGAAAUGGGAGUAUUGAAUUUCCCAAACAGUGGGGAGGGAAAAGGUGCUAAAGUACAGACAGUCAUUAAAUCUGAGAUAUUCUUGAUGUGUAUGAUUUCUUGCCUUAUCACAUGGUAAAUUUACACACCCAACCAGCAGGAAAGUCUAAAGGAUAUUUUUGUAUUUCUUUUUUUUUUUUUUAGCAUCUAUAGUCUUGAGUGCUUGCUACUACAUAUUAAUGAUGCAAAAUGUAGUGAAAUCAGAUACUCAAUGCUUAGUUCAGGAUUGUGUAAAUACUGAGUGAGUGUAUGAGGCAUUGGAAUUCUCUUGCUGGUGUAUGUUUUUUGAUUUUUUUGUACCCUGAUUUCAGUUAUUUUCUUGUAACUAGGGACAGGCAUCAAAAGGAGGAAAACAACUAAUCUUAUUCAAUUUUUUUUUUUUUGUUUUGGGUUGAAAUGAUAAGGUAUAGACAUGAUUGGGACUGAGACUUCUACUCCUGUGAGAAAUAAAAAUUGUAUUUUUAUUUUCAGAUUAACUUGGCUAUUACUGGCAAUAUUUGUAUUUAAAAUUUCCAGAUUGUGCUGCUGUACAUGCUUUGUAUGAAUAUGUAGACCUUUGGUCCCUAUUUGACAAUAAAGACUACCCAAUAAACGGUCAA
Rhincodon typus (whale shark) is the source of this 4464-nucleotide messenger RNA. It is a transcript of the gene tent5c, whose product is annotated as terminal nucleotidyltransferase 5C. Bases 163 to 1317 code for a protein of 384 amino acids. Gene Ontology annotation, molecular function: RNA binding; poly(A) RNA polymerase activity. Lineage: Eukaryota; Metazoa; Chordata; Chondrichthyes; Orectolobiformes; Rhincodontidae. The record is from RefSeq and is a predicted model, not a curated record. The transcript has 2 exons. Gene Ontology annotation, biological process: mRNA stabilization.